This is a messenger RNA of Schistocerca nitens (vagrant locust), 894 nucleotides long. Its product is annotated as serine/arginine repetitive matrix protein 3-like. The transcript has 3 exons. Lineage: Eukaryota; Metazoa; Arthropoda; Insecta; Orthoptera; Acrididae. The record is from RefSeq and is a predicted model, not a curated record. The coding region runs from base 1 to 894 and encodes 297 amino acids.
AUGAGGGCGAAGAAGAGGCUUAGCCGGUGGGCCCACACGUCCGUUUUCAUCGUCGCUCGCUCGCGCUCAACGCGCUCUCCUUUUCCGCACAGCGCAGAACGAGGAGCUGCUACUCCCGGAGAGAAGGGAGCAGAGAGGUCGGCCGCUGCUGCAGACGACGGCCGCCGGCUGAUGGCCCCGACGAAGCCGCGCAACCCCUUCGCCGUCCCGCCGUCGCUGCCCGACUAUAGCUGCUCCCCCUUUCCCCCUUCGCGAGCCGGACUCGGCGACGAAGGAGAGACGGAGAGCCUCAGGGGCGGCAGAAGGAGGAGGAGGAGGAGGAGGAGGAGAGGGGAUACGGAGCCGCGGGCGCGGCGGGGGGUGGCGGGGGCGUGGCCGCGGUGCGCGCGCCCGCUGCGCAGUGGGGGCGGCCGAGGGCUCCGCCGGCGGCGAGCGCGCCUCCGCCAAAAAUCUGGCCGAGUCGCCGCCGCCGCCUCCGCCGCCUCCGCCGCCGCCGCCUCCGGCCGACACUCGGCGUGGAGCCGUCCUCCGCUGCUCUGCCCUCGCCGCACUCUGCCAGCCACCCCCUCCUGCCCGCCCCUCCAGGCACCGCUCGCUUCCCGCCGCGUGCUGUCAAGUGAAGUGGCCGGCGACCUCCGAGGCGGCGCGGGAUGCGGCCCGGCGACGGCAGGCCGCGCUGCUGAGAGGCGCCCUGCUGAGGCGACGCGGCCGGGCAUGCGGUCCAAGCCGGUGGCACGGAGGCUCGCGCAAGAUGAAGCAUGUGUCCAUAAUUUCACGCUGCAAACAGCCUUCGAAGCAACGAGUGGGAGCCGAUAUCAGUGCGUCAAUAAACGUGAAGUCAGCUUCAUCUGCCGGAAAGCUAUCGGCCUAGGCAAAAGAGCUUUAUCUUAUUGA